Orussus abietinus is the source of this 2303-nucleotide messenger RNA. Its product is annotated as SPRY domain-containing protein 7. Bases 413 to 997 code for a protein of 194 amino acids. Gene Ontology annotation, molecular function: protein binding. The record is from RefSeq and is a predicted model, not a curated record. The transcript is spliced from 4 exons. NCBI's taxonomy places the organism in Eukaryota, Metazoa, Arthropoda, Insecta, Hymenoptera, Orussidae.
UCGUCCCUAGUUGCAAAACAUAGAAGAUGGACAUUCCGCUAUACUUUGAUAUGCUCUGAUACAAAUUAUUUACCACGUUGUUCACUCGGCAUCUUUGCCAGGAUGAUUUGAACUUGAUUUAGCGGGUUCGAACGAACGCAAAUGUAGCUCCUUCGAUUCGUCGAUACGUAAGCAGAUAUUGAUUUAAAUAUUAUAUAUCCAGGGAAGCCAUCUUCUCUUUAUACCAAGCCAAACCCGAGCUUUCCGAGGGGACACAUCCCACGCGUGACAUUUCCCCGAAGAAAUCGAAGAUGUCGCGUAAUCAUUCCUGAAGGAAGAAGAUACCAGCGCGAGGAGUUCCUUGCGCAAAAAGGCAGACUUUCUCACUCGACGGAAAUGACAACAUACUGAAUCUACAUUUGGAGCGACCGAGAUGAUGUUUUGCUGCCUAAGGAACUGCUUCGAUGGUUUUGGUUUCUCUGCGGCACAGGUUGCCAGAAGAGAGCCAAACCCGAUUGCUUUGGACACAACUCACAUGGGCCAUGAAGUAGUUAUAGUGAAGAAUGGCUCGAGAGUAUGUGGCCGGGGUGGCACGUUAACUACUGCACCAUUGGCACAGAGUAAAAGUUACUUCGAAGUAAAGGUCCAGCAGGGCGGAGUUUGGGCGGUAGGUUUGGCAACCCGAUCUACAGACCUCAGUCAAUCGACUGGAGGUAACGAUGCGGAGAGUUGGACUCUCAACUCGGAUGGAGUAGUUCGUCACGAUGGGCAAGAGUUACACAAGAUACAGAGCAUUGUCCAAGAAGGAGACAUCGUUGGUGUAUCGUAUGAUCACGUGGAGUUAAAUUUUUACCUGAAUGGCAAGUCGUUAGACGUACCGAUACUUGGGAUAAAGGGGACUACGUAUCCAGCACUGUACGUCGACGAUGGUGCCAUACUAGAUCUGAUACUCGAUAACUUCGCCCAUCCUCCACCGAUGGGCUUUGAGAAGAUAAUGCUGGAACAGUCUUUGCUCUAGCGAACACAUUUGAGAAGAUUUAAAACGAGCAUUGAACAAACUGGCAUACUCGAUGGAACUUGCGCGAUAAUAGUCGUACCAGUACCACGAGUGAAGUCGGAACGAUCAAUUUAAUGUAAGAUUACCCUGUACGAUAAGAGAGCAUAAUGUUACGGAGAAGAUAUGUUUAUCAUAAUAUAAUAGCUUAUAAAACACCGGACUACUGAUCGAGAAGUAAACCCUUUUUCCUUUGUCGUAACAAAGUGGGUCCAUGAGUUAACAGAACCUCGACUACCAAGACAAAGAACAGUCAAAAUAGAUAAAAAAACUCCUGAACAAAAAUUAAACUUAACCUCAUCGCAGGUUCCGUUGUGGUUAUUUUGUACCUCGGAGUAUUUAAGAAUUCUCAGGAUUUAUUAAAAGGUAUACAUAAUCAAAUGUUUUAGAUUAAUUCACCUGCGAGCCUAGCUGUCAAGUUAUAACUAUAUAUUUAUAUAUAAUAUAUACUUUUAUCUAUAUAUAAUUGCGGUAUAUUUAAAUCUGAAAUAUAUGUGUAUACAUAUAUAUGUGUGUGUGUGAGUAUGUGUAUGACUCGCGUGUAAUUUACAUACAUAUACAUAUAUAUAUAUACGGUAAAUCACUGAAAUCUUAUUCAAUUAAUGGUACUGUACAUACAAAAGUAAAACAAGGUACAGAAGGCUUUAGGCCUGAUGUUUGUCUCGUUAGGCUCGCUUCGUCAUGGCUUAUUCGUUGACCGAGGAUUAUUUAUUCCAUCUUCGUAAUAAGAAAAUAAGAAGGAAAAGAAGGAAAUUCUCCGGCCCGGGUUCUCGCGGUUUAAUUUUUCUUUUUUAUUAACGGUCGAAUUCAGCGGAACGCGGACUGGAAAUGUAUUAAAGCUAAACCGUCCUAUCUGUAUAACGUACUAUCCACGAAGUAGUAUAAGGAGAUACAACGCCAUUUGCGAAAUUAAAAGCAUUUUAUGUCAUUCACGUCGGUAGGAAAUGUUUCGGUGACGUAGAUCGUAGUUUCCUCGUUUCCCGCAAAUGGCGCUCGCGUCGCUGAGAUCAGCGAAAAUCUGAUAUUCUGGGAUCACUGUCUGUGGAACCGACCACUGGCGUUACGUCUCCUUAUACUAAUUCAUGGUACUAUCGAUGAUUUAUUCUUGUGUGCACACAUGUGUCAAUCGUUACUGCAUUCGUGCGCUCGAUAAUUGUACAAUGAGUUUAGGGCAGACACCAUUUUCCGGGACGCGAUUUCACUUCCGAUUCAGUUGACUCGAGUCAGGGUUGAGAGAAACCGUAAUUCCUUUGAGAAGAAAAAAAAAAAA